CGUCACACUCACGUGACCAGUGAAGCCGGAAGAUAAAGCAGAGGGUUUGAGGGGAAGGUUCCGGUCACGUGACCCGCGAGGAGUUUGGAACUGAGACCAGGAGAAACGCCUGAAUGGAGGGCAGAGGGAAGAAAAGUCAUCUCUGUGUGAAGAGGAGGAGUGUCGCUGACCCCAAGCAGGAAGCAAAAUCCAGUUGCAGCUUUAUAGUGAGUGGCACCAAGACUGAAGGAGGAGGUUUCAGUGAUGAGGAACAUCUAGAUAUGAAGCAGCCAGACAAUGGCAUCAGUGAGGAGUCUUGUGGAAGACAUGAGCGUCCAGACUGUAAAAGUGAUCCCCACGGGGAGCAGGAACCUGAUCCAUACAGUGAUGCUCUAGGAUCCGCUCUUGGUAACAGCCCUGUGGCUAAUUAUGUUCAUGUGCAGAUAAAAGAGGAGCCGGAAUGGUGGGAUGAAGCAGAUGUUUCUGAUUACAGAAUUGUUACAGUGAAUGAUCACAUGGAUGAUGAGUCCAGCAUGGAGAGCGGCUCCUCACCAGAUUAUCCAUCAGAUGCCAUUAAGGAAGAGUCCGACUACUGUCCAGAUGGAGAUCCUUCUGAUUUCAAAAUUGUGGUUGUUUCUGAUCCAGCGCAGGAGUCGGAAUUUCCAGCUGCUAUGGAUACGAACACGGGCAAUAUGUACAUGUGCCAGCUCUGCAACUCUGGCUUCCCCACUAAGCGCAAGCUCCUCAGGCACGAGAGAACUCACGCUGAAGAGAAACCCUUUGCCUGUUUCGACUGUGGCAAAUGUUUUACCCAGUGCACUGACCUCAAUGUGCAUCAGAGAACUCACACAGGGGAGAAACCAUUCACCUGCACUGAAUGCAACAAAUGCUUCAGACACAAGACCCAGCUGUUACUCCACCAGAAGAACCACACGGGGGAGAAGCCACACACGGGGGAGAAGCCACACACGGGGGAGAAGCCACACUCAGGGGAGAAGCCGCACUCAGGGGAGAAGCCAUACAUUUGCUCCGAGUGUGGGAAAACAUUCAAGUGGCGCUCGGUCCUGAUCAAGCAUCACAAGACUCACGAACGUAAAAAGACAUUUUCUUGUCCUGACUGUGAGAAAUGCUUCAAGACAUUUUGUGAGCUGUCGUUGCACCGUAAGACUCACGUCAAGAAUUCGUUCUCUUGCUCGCAAUGCGACGAGAGCUUUGUGCAACGCUCAGAACUGGAGCUGCAUCGGCAACUGCACUCGGGAGACAAGCAGUUCACUUGCUCAGAGUGUGGCAAAUGCUUCAAACGCUUCUCACUUCUCAAGGAGCAUCACCGCAUUCACACGGGAGAGAACACCUUCACCUGCGAUGAGUGUGGCAAGUGCUUUACACAGAAGUCGCAUAUGACUGCGCACCAGAAGAGUCACCUGGGGAAGAAGCCAUUUUGUUGUUCAGAAUGUGGGAAGCACUUUAAGCAAAACUCACAGCUGGUUGUGCACCAGAGAACUCACACGGGGGAGAAACCAUUCACUUGCACUGAGUGCGGCCAAUGGUUUAAGCUGCAGUCGUACCUCACUGAGCAUCAGAAAUCUCACACUGGAGAGAAGCCAUUCUCCUGUUCUGACUGCGGCAAGUGUUUCAAACGUCACUCACUCUUCAUUGAGCAUCAGAGAAUCCACACAGGAGAGGACACGUUUUCUUGUUCUGUUUGUGAAAAAACCUUUACACGCCGCUCCCAUCUCACAGCCCACGAAAAGUGCCACGAGGAAAAUAACCCUUUCCCUUUUCUAAAUACCCUCACGUUUCCAGGCUUAGCACAGAUCUUUGAGGACUAGUUAACAACCUGUUAAUUGUGCUUAGUACAAGGAAUACCUACACUGCCAUAGUUUUAUGGGAUCUCUCUGUACAGACUAUGAGCAAACUUAGGGGCUGUUCCUGCUGAAUUGUGCUUAGUACAGGGGAAUACCUAUGCUGCCAUAGUUUUAUGGGAUCUCUCUGUACAGACUAUGAGCAAACUUAGGGGGCUGUUCCUGCUGAAUUGUGCUUAGUACAGGGAAUACCUAUGUACCAUAGUUUUAUGGGAUCUCUCUGUACAGACUAUGAAAAUAAUGGAGUCUUAUGCAAGGCUGAAAGGUAUGAUUUAGUCAGUAACACCUUCAUGAAAUCCAGGGAAAUAUAAUUCCAGUAAUAUUUGUUAAAAAAAAAAAAAAAAGCUUGUGUUCCCUUGAUUGGGUUAUUCCCCCUUUAAAUGAUUAGGGAUGGAAUAGGCAGUGGGAUUGCUUCCAUAGCUUUUGUGAGUCCCACCUUCCUUAGGGGCCAAUAAGAAUAACCCAGUCUAUGACAUACAAAGAGCUGUGGUUCUUACACAUAUCUGUAGGCCUUUUGCCCAACAUGUUUCCAGUGCUAAAUCAGCUCUUCCUGAAGGGGCAGCACUUCUGGGUCAAGAGCUAAAGGCAAUAAUAGCAAAAUGUCUGGCAAUUUGCUUUUAGCUGUGAGGGAGCAGAAGUGGCCAAUUGAAUGCAGCCUUUAAACAAGAGAUUGUUGUGACAAAGUACUUUGUUGCUCUGUUCAGUUCAUGCCAUAUUGUGUCACAGUAUUAAUAUAAUGAUUCCAGUGCAGAGUCAUUUAACCCACUAGCCCCUGAUCUGUUAAAGACAUAGGAGGUAGAAGGGGUCAGGGACCACCAAUGAAUGUACAAGCCAUGCAACUCGCACAUCGUUGUCUUGUAUUAAGCACAGUGAACUGGGGGUUCUGACUUAUGUAUGAGUGCAGUUGUGUGUAAUAUCAUAUCACUCAUUAAACUGAGGAGCCAAAGAGAA
Messenger RNA from Xenopus laevis (African clawed frog), 2792 nucleotides. Its product is annotated as gastrula zinc finger protein XlCGF26.1-like. The coding region runs from base 114 to 1808 and encodes 564 amino acids. The transcript is spliced from 2 exons. The record is from RefSeq and is a predicted model, not a curated record. NCBI's taxonomy places the organism in Eukaryota, Metazoa, Chordata, Amphibia, Anura, Pipidae.